Molecule: messenger RNA, 2490 nt
Organism: Triticum aestivum (bread wheat)
Lineage: Eukaryota; Viridiplantae; Streptophyta; Magnoliopsida; Poales; Poaceae
Product: probable 1-acyl-sn-glycerol-3-phosphate acyltransferase 5
Exons: 3
Coding region: 962-2248 (428 amino acids)
Cellular component (GO): endomembrane system
Molecular function (GO): acyltransferase activity
Source: RefSeq, a predicted model, not a curated record
CAGGCUGUCUCUGAUGCUGCUCCAUGCUCGGUCGAUUUUCGUUGGAAUUUCUCUGUUGGUGAUUGCUAGGGCUGUUCCAGUUUAUGCUUAGAGUGUGCGCUGGCCUGUGAUGCUUCUGCUCUGCAGUUUCGUUAGGGAUUCGGUCGUUGCCAUGAACGCCCUGCUCAAGAUUUGACCCCUGACAUGUCUGAGUACCGCCUGUAUCAACCUGUCAGUUCAGUCUGUGUGUAAGAUUUGUGUACUAACAUAGCUUAUCAUUUGCCAUCACAAACAGCUGCAUGCAAACCUGCGUUUGGUUUCCUUGCAACUUCUAGACCUGUAGAGACAGGCGGGCAGAUGUUUGCCGUGACAGCUCUGUUGUGCAGUUUGGUUAGGGGUUCCAUCGUUGCCAUGAAUGCCCUGUUCAAGGUUUCAUGGCUCACAUGCUGAAAACCAUCCAUGUCAACAUGUCAGUUAGGCCUGUCUGUAAGAUUUAUGGUUGUAUUUGGAUCUUUCAGGAUGUAUUUGCCCACACAGUUUAAGGACUUCUUCUCAUUUGCCAUCACCUACAGGGGCAUACAGACAUGCAUUCUGGUUUCCCUGUAGCUUCUGGACUUGUGGAUAUUGACAUUUGUUUAGGGUUGCCAGGUUGUGGUAUCACUGUAAACUCCAAAUUGGAUAUGCGGAUUUAUCUACUUAGAGUUACUGCUAGUUGGAACUAUCUUUUUGUGUUAACUUUCUCUUGGAUUUAAGGCUUUAUAGACUGACAUAUUUCCCAACGUUACUGCAUAAGGCAUGUGUCAGGCCUUUAGUAGUCCCUUAUUUUGGCUAUCUUUGCUUGGUUUUUAUUAUACGUUUCCAUAGAGCAGCAAAAUUAUAGGUGCACUUUUUGCAUAAAUUGUGCAAACCGCUAAUUUGUAUUAGCAAUUUAGCAUGCUUAUGCCUUGGUCUCAGUUAACACUGUGCAGAUCUCAUUUCUCCCAUGGCAGGUGAAAGUCUAGAUGGCUCCUUUGGUGCUGGGAAUGUGAAUUGCAGAAAAGAACAACUGUUUACAUUUUGGUACUGCAUGAUGAACGGUUCAACGGGUUCCCUAGGGGAUCAUGUGAACGGAAAGCAAGUGCAAAGUGUUGACCCUCCUGGUCUUUCAAGUUUCAACAAUGGACCAAGACACCGUCCGUUGAAUGCAUUGAGACGCUGCCGUGGUGUAUUGUGCUUGGUGAUUAUGCCGGUGACCGCAUGCAUGAUGAUGGUUUACCUAGCCCCUGUGACAACCUUCGUUGUACGGUUGUUCAGUGUGCAUUACAGCAGAAAGUGGACGUGCUUUCUGUUCGGGAUGUGGUUAGCCAUGUUUCCCUUUUUGUUUGAGAAGAUCAACAGGACAAGGUUUGUUUUCUCUGGUGAAAAGGUGCCCCCCAAAGAGUGUGUCUUGCUGUUUGCUAACCACAGAACUGAGGUAGAUUGGAUGUACCUGUGGGAUCUUGCAUUGAGGAAAGGCCGUUUGCAGUCUAUCAAGUACAUCCUGAAGAAAAGUUUGAUGAAGUUGCCUAUUUUCAACUGGGCAUUUCACAUUAUUGAGUUUAUUCCUGUAGAGCGGAAUUGGGAGGUUGACGAACCACUAAUCCGAAGAAGGCUUUCUGAACUGAAGUACCCCAAGGAUCCCCUUUGGCUCGCAGUUUUUCCAGAAGGCACUGAUUAUACUGAGAAGAAAUGCAUCAAAAGUCAAGAGUAUGCGGCAGAGCAUGGUUUGCCUAUUCUGAAAAAUGUCCUCCUUCCCAAGAUAAAAGGUUUCAAUUGCUGCCUGCAAGAGCUGAGGAGUAACUUGGAUGCUGUUUACGACAUCACGAUCGCAUACAAGCAUCGGCUCCCAACGUUCAUGGACAACGUGUACGGCGUCGACCCUUCCGAGGUCCACAUCCACACCAAGAUCAUCCAGGUCUCUGACAUACCGACAGCAGAGGACGAAGUAUCCAGCUGGCUGACGGAGAGGUUCAGACUGAAGGACGAGCUCCUGUCUGAUUUUUUGACACAAGGCCACUUCCCCAAUGAAGGAACCGAAGAAGACCUGUCCACGCUCAAGUGCGUCGCGAAUUUUGUUGCGGUGAUCGGCAUGACGGCCUUCUUCAUCUACCUGACCCUGUUCUCGUCCGUGUGGUUCAGGGUGUUCGCGGGGUGCAGCGCCUCUUUCCUCACGUAUGCGACCCUGUACUCUGUACACGCGCCCCAGAUCGUGUGUUUGCCGGAGGCCGGCGCCCACGCCAAGAAAGCUUGAGCUUGGCGUUGUAAGCCGGAGCUGGAAGCUGUGUAUGUGUGUCCGCAUGCAGUAGAAACAUGUUUACUGCGUAUACGCAGCUUGUGGUGUCAUUCUUUUGUAUGUGUGUAUGGUGAGUGGCAUCUACAGUUGGGGGUAGAACUUUUAACUCCACUCUUGACUCUUUUUUGGAGCAAAAUACGAAGACUGCAUUACAAAAGUGGACGGAGCCAAAAUCGGUCGCCACGUAUCUUUUGUCUAUA